Molecule: messenger RNA, 4105 nt
Organism: Rhincodon typus (whale shark)
Lineage: Eukaryota; Metazoa; Chordata; Chondrichthyes; Orectolobiformes; Rhincodontidae
Gene: tbc1d2
Product: TBC1 domain family, member 2
Exons: 12
Coding region: 1-2388 (795 amino acids)
Source: RefSeq, a predicted model, not a curated record
AUGGCUUGUUGCCGUGGAAAGGCGGCCAACGUCAUCACAGACCCAUCGCACCCCAAGGAAACAGAUGAGUUCUUGGAUCCUGUGAAAACGCCUACUGGUCUCGUCGGAGUGGAAGCAGCUUCUCUCCCUGCUCCCCUACAGCCCACCACCCUGCACAACAUCUCUCUCAAACAUCUGGGAACAGAAAUCCAGAAUUUUGGUUCUAAAACUGUAUUUCAGUUCUCUGGAAACAAAUCAUUAAGAGAAAAUAGGACAUGUUUUGAAGAAACUAAUCAGGGACCAAAUGAGACUGGGCAAGAUCUACCUCAGAUCAAGGAAGGAGACAUAUCAGUUAAGGACUUACACCAGGAAGAGCAGAAGACCCCAUUUCAGAAGAGUACUAGGGGCAGUUUGAAAUUGCUGACCAAUCGAUUCAACAACACACCGUUGCCUGCAGAGGAGGACAGGAAUAGCCCAGACAACAACACAAGGUUACACAAUGACAUCUUGAGACUCACCAACGAGCUUAAUGCACAGAGGGAAUUGGUCAAGCUCUUGCACCGAGCCCUGGAGGCUGCACAGCAGGAGAAGAGGGCCUGCAACUCCUACCUCUCGGCAGACGACUCCACCCGCUUGGAGCUGGUGCGGCACAAGGUGAGGCAGGUCAGGGACUUGGAGAACCGGGUCAGUGCGUUGGAGAAGGAGAAGCAGGAGCUGGAGCAGAGCCUGAGGCUGCAGAGGGACCUUGUGGAGGAGUUGAAGCAGCAUGCCCAGCUCCUGAUGGAGAAGAACAACGCCAAACAAGAGGUCAUCCUGAAACUCUCCGAGCAGAUGGCCAACGAAUACACCUCUCCGUCAGAAGCAUGCGACAAAGUAACUGCCGAGACGAUGAGGAAACUGGAGGAGAGAUUUGCACAUUUAAAGGAUGAUCAAGAAGCUUACAAAACGCAGAACAAGUUCUUGAACUCUGAGAUCUACCAGGUCACUAAGCUUUGGCAGGCCACAGUGGAUCGGGAGAAUGCUUUGGCUAUGAAGUGUGCUUUUUUGAAGGCCAGGUACUGCCAGAUCGAGAGCAAGUAUUUGACAAUACUUCACAAGCUUCAAGAUGACAUCAGUAACCAAAAAGAGACAGACCAGGAUAUGGUGAAGCAGCUUAUUGCUGACCAGUCAAAAUGGGAGAAUAAAGAUCAAUCUGGCAGCAAUGUUGGUGGUAUUUGCAAUGAGUAUGAUGAAUAUGGUUUCAAGACAGUGUCAUCUCCGGUGCUGGAGAAAAACCUCCUGGCCAAAAUCCAGGCUCUUGAACGAAAAUCCAUGCAACUGAUGGCCACUCAGGAGAGUCAAGAGAAAACCUUCCAGGUGAAGUGGACAAACCAUCUGUCAGGCAGAUCCUUUGGUGAAAUUCAACCAUCGCCAGAGUUAAAGAACAUGAUCCGUAAUGGCAUCCCCAAGGAAUAUCGGAGGCAUGUUUGGAAGUGGUGCACUGAUCGGUGGGUGCGGCGUAUAAGGGAGCGAUAUGGUGGGAAGCGCUAUCAGGAGCUGCUGAAGCUGUGCAAGAACAUAGACCAAGCAGCAUCCAAGCAGAUUGAACUGGACCUCCACCGGACUCUGACCAAUAACAGGCUGUUCACUUCCCCGAACUCCAAGAUGGUUCAGAAACUCCGCCGAGUGUUAUUGGCAUACUCGUGGCAAAACCCUGACAUCGGAUACUGCCAGGGACUGAACAGACUGGCAGCCAUUGCGUUGUUGAUCCUGAGAGAGGAAGAAGAUGCUUUCUGGUGCCUCGUGGCCAUAAUUGACUGUAUUAUGCCAGAGGAUUACUACAGCAAGACCCUUACUGGCUCCCAGGUCGACCAGAGGGUGUUUAAGGACUUCCUGUCAGAGAAACUGCCCAGGCUCAUGUCUCACUUCGAUCAGUAUAAUGUGGACCUCUCUUACAUUACGUUUAACUGGUUCCUCGUUGUCUUUGUUGACAGCCUUCAGAGUAACAUUCUGCUCAAGGUCUGGGAUGCAUUCCUGUACGAGGGAACAAAGGUUAUAUUCCGCUAUGCACUAGCAAUUUUCAAAUACAAUGAGGAAGAAAUUCUGAAACUUAAUGACAACCUGGCAAUUUAUGACUACCUUAGAUACUUGACACAAAACAUUUCCCAGGGAAGGAAGCUCAUGAACAUUGCAUUUGUUGAAAUGAACCCAUUUCCCUUGAAGCUGCUUCGAAACCGUCGGCUAUUGCACCUGGAGAAACUCAAGGCUGAGCUGAGCGAGCUGGAGAGGAUACGUGAAGCAUACGUGAAAGAAAGAGUGGAACAGAAGAUCACAAUUGAUGGUGCUAGUGAGGAUGAGGACGAAACUGAAAGGAAUCGUCCUGAAGUGGCCUCGCCUGAAUUUUUCCCAGGGGAUACCUCAAAAUCAUGAACCAUGCUCUUCAAGAAUGAGCACCUAUACUCCAGUUUUCCAAACAUAGAAAUAACUUCUCUCAAGAUGUGUUUCCUUUAUUUACAAGGGAAAACACACGAGUAAAGUUGAUAGAUUUCACUAUGUGUUACCUUUCUUGUGCUUAUUAUUGUCAAUAUCAAGUGUCCCAGCUUGGGUGUAGCUGAGUCCAGAUGCAGAGGAAAAUAUGAUUUGCCCUAAGCAAAGGUACCUUUUUACCAAAGCUUGGAAGAGUGCUACCAUCGUCAUUUUAAACGUUUUAUUUUGGUUCUCAUACCAAACAUCCUGUGAACGAGAUUGAACCAAUCAGUCCUGAAAUAGUCUGGUGGCUUUUGGAGUCAUGAUUGGCAGGAUCUGGAGAGGACCUUUCAUUCCCAGGUUCAUUCCCAAACAAUGAUUGAGAUUGAGGAAAGAUUCAAUCCUAUCUGCCCAAACAGGUUCAAACCCACCUUAGGAAGGAUAUAUUGGUCUUAGAGGGAGUACAGUAUAAGUUUAAAAGAGUGGUACCUGGACUUCAGGGGUUAAGUCAGGAGGAGAGAUUAUGCAAACUAGGCCUGUUUUCUUUAGAAUUUAGAAUGUUAAAGGUGAUCUGAUCGAAAUCUUCAAGAUAUUAACAGGAGACUACAAGGUGAUAAAGAUAAACUAUUUCUAUGGGUUGAGGAUUCUAGAACCAAGAAGCAGAGUCUGAGAAUUGGAGACAGACAGCUCGGGAGAGUUGUUGGGAAGCACGUCUGCACAAUGGGUGGCAAAGAUUUGGAACUCUCUUCCACAGUCAGAAGUUGAUGCUAGAUCAGUUAAUUUUAAAACUGAUAUAGGUAAAUUUUUGUUAUGCAAAGGUGUUAAGAGGUAUGAGCCAAAGUCAGGCAUAUGGAGUUAGGCCUCAGAUCAACUAUGAUUUAACUGAACGGUGGAACAGGCUUGAAGGGCUGAAUAGCCUAUUCCUGUACCUAUAUUCAAAGAUGAGAGGAGAGCGAGCUAUACACUGCCAUGUCAUAUAAGAGGAUUAUAUAUAACCUUGAUGCUUGAUUUUAGCCCAAUUUGGAGCUCAUCAGAUAAAUGUGUACACACGGAAUGUCUCAGUUAGGUAAAGUGUUAGGUAUUACUUGAAGAAACGUAUAUGUGAUUUAUCGUCCAAAUAUGGGACAGAAAUCUAAUCCCAAACCCAAUGUCCCCUUCUUUCACAUGCUAUCUGAAUGGGUGUUUCUGCACCUGAUUGACUGCAGGCAGAUGGUGGUUCUCAAGGAGAUUUAGGGAUAGGCAAUAAAUGCUGGCUAAGCCAAAGAUACCAUCAUCCCAUGAGAGAAUAAUUUACAAAAUAACCACAGAAAUAUUUAUUAUUGAUAAAUGAUAACUUGUAUCAAUGGUGGGCACAGGGUAACAUCUUUGGAAUUGGCAGGAUUCAGGUGCAAUUAAUCAACCUGGCACAUGGCCAACAUUCAUUUAAUUUGAAAAUUUUUUUUUAAAGAAACUGCUACCUUUAGUCUACAGAAAUUCACUUUGUGUGCGAACUAUGAGCCUCUGUAAGUUUGUGGUUGAUUAUAGACUGUGCAACCAGGCCCUGUAUCGAUUAUCUCAUUGCAAAGUUGAUUGAUUUGCUCAGAUAUUAAGAGCCACAACUCACCUGAGAUGUCUCUCUGUUUUGCCACUGGUAAUGAUGUUCAUGAUGAACGUGAAUUAAAAUUAUUUUGUAACACUUUGA